This is a messenger RNA of Peromyscus leucopus (white-footed mouse), 924 nucleotides long. RefSeq names its product retinoic acid early-inducible protein 1-epsilon. The coding region runs from base 81 to 839 and encodes 252 amino acids. Gene Ontology annotation, biological process: antigen processing and presentation of endogenous peptide antigen via MHC class Ib; positive regulation of T cell mediated cytotoxicity; immune response. The record is from RefSeq and is a predicted model, not a curated record. Gene Ontology annotation, cellular component: external side of plasma membrane. The transcript has 4 exons. NCBI's taxonomy places the organism in Eukaryota, Metazoa, Chordata, Mammalia, Rodentia, Cricetidae.
ACUAGAGGCUUCUCUUCCUGAUCUUUUGCCCUUCAGAGGGAUUCUCAGUGUCAUCUGGGUGUCUCAGAACCACGAGUCCUAUGAAUUUCUGCUUCUUGUUUGGACCUCACCUGCAUGUUUCUCUCACAGAUACACACUCUCUUAGUUGCAAUGUCAUUAUUAAGACUCAUACCACACCUGGACAGCCCUGGUGUGAAGGACAUUGUUCAAUGGAUGGAGAAUCUUUUCUUCAAUAUGAUAAUGACAACAAAGCCACACCUUUGGGUGACGUGGGAAAGGCGGCACAUGCCACUCAAGUGUGGACAGACUUUGUGCAAGAGCUGGAAUACUUGGGACAAGAGCUCAGGAAGAUGCUGGCUGACACCAAUCUGAGGAAAACCAAGAUCUGUGGUCACCCCACUUUACAGGCCAUCAUGCUUUCUAAUUAUGAACAAGGACAAAUCGUUGGUGCCUCCUGGCAAUUUAACAUCAGUGGAAAGUACUCCUUCAUCCUGAACACAAUGAAUAUGAGCUGGACACCGAUUAGUCUGGAAGCCAGAGGUAUCAUGAAUGAAUGGAAGGAUGAUGAGGAUCUAACCACAAAUCUGAAGACCUUCAUAGCAAAUUUCAGCCCCUGGCUCAAGGAUCUCUUAAAGAUCCCCCAGGAAAGGACAAGAUCAACAUCAAGGGCCCCAGAUAUCCCCCAGCUUCCAUCUGCCCCCCAGCGUCCAUCUCCCAGUCAGUUUCACAAUGAGAAAGUGUUUAUCCCUGUGGCAGCAGUCAUUGUCAUCAUCUUACUUUUUGCUGUUGGCCUAUUAGUGAAACGUUGUCCCCAAGGAGAAAUCUUCAGCUGCCCAUGAGCUGUUCCAUCAACUGCCACAAGCCACAGAAGAAAGAGAGGCCCAUGGAGUCACAUGGAGAGUUCCCCAACCAGGCCACCAAGUU